AUGACAGUUGACCCAGCUGCUGAUGAAAUAUAUCGUUAUAACAGCCAAGAACAAGAACAAAUAAAUCAUGACAAACCAUGGACAAGAGAUAAAGAUCUCAGCAGUGGCCCUUAUAAAAAUGGUAAAAAAAAUAGUUAUUUGUUUUAUAAAGUUCAAGGAAAUAUUGAAGUAAUGGGUCUAAUGCAAGGAAAAAUUAGUGGCGAUACUAUAAUUAUCAUGGAUGCUUUUGCAUUACCUGUUGAAGGUACCGAAACUAGAGUGAAUGCUCAAGCUGAAGCUUAUGAAUAUAUGGUUCAAUACCUAAUGACUAUAAAACAGGUUGGAAGGGCAGAAAAUAUUGUAGGAUGGUAUCAUAGUCAUCCAGGUUAUGGCUGCUGGCUUUCUGGUAUUGACGUAAACACACAAAUGACAAAUCAACAAUAUCAAGAUCCAUUUGUUGCUGUUGUGAUUGAUCCUAAUCGUACAAUAUCUGCAGGAAAGGUUGAAAUUGGUGCAUUUAGAACCUACCCACAAGGUUAUAAAGCUCCAGAUGAUGGUCCAUCUGAAUAUCAAACCAUUCCCUUGAGUAAAAUUGAAGAUUUUGGUGUUCAUUGUAAACAAUAUUAUCAGCUUGAAAUUUCACAUUUUAAGUCUACAUUAGAUACAUAUUUAUUAGAAUUACUUUGGAACAAGUAUUGGGUCAAUACAUUGUCACAAUCUCCUUUAAUCACGAAUAGAGAGUAUUCAGCAGGCCAAAUAUAUGACCUUGCUGAAAAAUUAGAUCAAACUGAAACACAAAUACAACAAAAUGGAAGAGUUUCUGCUGCAGCUUCUUCCUCUUCUAGCAGUAAUAGUAACAAUAAUACCAACAAUACAUCAUCUGCUACUGAAAAAAAGAAAAAGGAAGAAACUCCGCUUGGAAAGAUUACUAGAGAUAGUACCAAAAUUACUGUUGAAGCAGCUCAUGGAUUAAUUUCUCAAGUUUUAAAAAAUGUUUUAUUCAAUCAAACAUACAAUAACAAUGAUGAUGAUAAAGGUGAUGAAAUGGAAAUUCCAUCCUGA
Molecule: messenger RNA, 1041 nt
Organism: Entrophospora sp. SA101
Lineage: Eukaryota; Fungi; Glomeromycota; Glomeromycetes; Entrophosporales; Entrophosporaceae
Source: the annotation of a GenBank genome assembly